Molecule: messenger RNA, 2170 nt
Organism: Gadus chalcogrammus (walleye pollock)
Lineage: Eukaryota; Metazoa; Chordata; Actinopteri; Gadiformes; Gadidae
Exons: 6
Coding region: 104-652 (182 amino acids)
Source: RefSeq, a predicted model, not a curated record
GAGAGAGGGAGAGAGGGAGGGAGAGAGAGAGUAUAAAGCAGGGCACCCAGAGCGGCUGGGAGCAUUGCCACAGCACCCUGGGAUCUUCGCCCUCCUCCUCACUAUGGGACUUUGUGUGUGGAUCUGCGUGCUCUACUGUCUCCUGCAGGCGGGCGUUCUCUCCCAGACCCUCCACUGCCCCCCCGGGUCGGGCCGGGGCUGCGUCCAGGGCCUGACGACCAACGACGCGGACGAGCAGUAUGCAGAUAAUAUGGAGCCACAGAGACCCCGCCUGUUAUCUGGCGCCGAGAGACACUCACAGGGCCUGAUGCGGCGGCAGAGGGACCAUGAGCCCCGGCGGACGCCCCACCACCUGAACCCGGCCGGUCAGCCCGGGGCCGUCACGGCCAGGGGCUUCCCCAACACGCUCAUACAGGCGGAGCGCGGACGGAGGCACCUCCCCGCGCCGACCAGCGGGAAGAAAGUCAAGAGGCGGCCCCGGGCGGGGUCCUUCUCGCUCAUCGUCAACAACAACCCCUCCGCUCCACUACAGAUCAGCAGAGCCCGCAGACAAGUGAAGACCGACCCCCAGAAGAGAGGGAAGUCCGGACGGUCUGGUGCCUACUCCGUCCUGGGAGACCCACACACUGAAGGACAGACUGAUGGAGUGUGACAGAAGAGAGCGGUUACAGCAGGAAGCAUGACAGCGAUGGCAUCCUAUUUGAUCCUGACAACGCUUCUAUGUUGAAAAUAUUUAACAACAACCACACGCCACACUACAAUGAAUGUUUGCGUGGAAUUCUGACAAUAGUUUAAAGGCUAAAGAAACUAAAGAAAAGCAACAGCAUAUUGUUUGACAAGAUCCUGCUGCGUACGGCAAGCUUUACUGUUUCCACUGCUUGCUAGCUAACUUUUAUAAGACAGUCUGGAAACCUUAUAUAUAUAUAUAUAUAUAUAUAUAUAUAUAUAUAUAUAUAUAUAUAUAGCUUCAAGUGUCUAAUAUAUACUUGCAUGUUAUUCAACAUGUCUUACAUUUCUUGGGGUCAGCUAUUUUGUUUAAAUAUAUUGAAUCACUGAACUAUUUUUUUAAAUGCAUAUUUAGGUGUUUUUAUACCACAAUUUUCAAUAAAGUUAAAGUCACGCCAGUGAAGUAUGUGGUUCAACAGUUCACAUUUCAAACUAAUUUGCUGUGCUUCAUCUCAUAUAUUUUUAACAUUCGAUAACAUAUCAGAACACAUUUCCAUUUACCACCACCAAACAGAGUCUGCUAAUGUGGCACAGCACUGAAUGCUGCUGGGUGCAGGAAUAGCAGAGGGCUGCUGAGCGUACAGGUUGUGAAGGACAGUUGGCAGGCAAAGCAGGAACAGAGUCUGUUAAUAUAUUUACAUUCAUCAGCCAAGGGCACACAUAAGCUACUGGAGUGGAAAAGAUUUGCAAGUGCGGUCCACACCAUCUGUUUCAGAAGGCAAACCUGCAUUUAAACAUCCUCACUCACGUUGAAUCCAUUUAUCACCCAUUCAGAAACUUACAGUAUGGUUCGGAAACAGGAGUUUGACGGUUUCUGCAGCUGCCCGCAAAGUGCUCAAUUUUGUGGGAAAAUCCAGAAGCACGAAUGUAAUGACACUAUUUAGACCUUACUGAAGCCAUUGUGUGCUUGUUUCACAUCCCUUUCCUAUUUAGUGCUUUGAGUUGAAAAAGCUCAUUUUUGGGAAGUCAAGAUGGCAGGAGCACAUUUAAAUGAAAAACACCCCGAAAUCGCUUUAGAUACCAAAUCCAUAUCUCUUUACUUGAUAAGCGUUCAAUCCGGGAGCAUUUGAGGGGAAUGGGAGCCUUUGAUGGCAAUGGGGUUCUUGUGAGGAAGCACAGCAAUCUAUAUAGAAAGGGAUGACUCAUACCUCACUUAUUCAACCAUCAAAGCCAUCUAACCAUGACGAACCAUAGUGCCGUUUCAUGGAUUUUAAGGCACUGAUGCUCAAAGGGAUAAUACUGCCUUUCAUUCACCCUGGGUUCUCCCUGAAGCACGUACUUGCUGCUAAAAUUAUUUCCUCCGCCUCUCCUUUCAUACCAAGAACAGAAUUGGAUUUUGGACAAUUUGGUAAACGGCCGAAAAGUAUGUUUUUUUUCCAGCCAAGGAUCCGGGACAAUUGUAUACAUGUGCCGAUUAAAAAAGUUACUGACCCUCAUUAAUAAA